GCAGAUACAACAGAAGAAGAAAUCUGGGCGGAAGUUGUUUUUACGCUGCUGGAGGCCGAGCGAGUCUUUUUGAUGCGGCUUGUUUUAGCCAACGCUGUUAAAUUCUGGUUUUAGUCGCAUCACUUACGCAGCCGAUUCGGUAAAAAUGUCGUCGGUUUUGUGUUUCAGAAAAUAUGUCAACGAGCGGCUGAGCGCCGCCGCCGAGGAGAUAUUAGGUGUUUUUGAAAAGACCAUCGUUGUGUACGAGGAGGAGAUCGACCGUCAGCGCAGACUACUGGAUGUCGUCCUGAAACGACACGACAAAGACCUCCCAUAUUCAUCAACCACUAAUGAUGAAAUUCUACUGGAGGCCCAGAAGCACUUUGACCAGAGGCGGAUGUCUACUCUCAACCAAGUGGAGGAAAUAUGCUCUGGUCAGCAGAAGGAGCCGUACAUUUUACAGCAAGCAGCAGACAUGUUUAAAAUGAGGCCACCUCGAGAGAGCACUGACUUCAGCGUGGACCAGAAUCUGCUCAUGGGACAUGACCAGACUCGAGGUGCUGCAGAAAAAGACCAACCGCUGCCCAGCAUGGCAGUUAUAUCUGAGUCACAGAGCUCAGGGGUGUCCACACCGUACACCGACCACCACUUUGCACACAACUCGCACCCAUCUAACAGCCGCGAGCACGACAGCCGAAAUCACGAGACUGUGAGUACUCAUCAGACACCCGAACACAAACCUUUCAAAUGUAUGUUUUGCGCUGAAGAGUUUCUUGACUUCCUGAAGUUAAAAAUGCACAUAAGGACCCACACCGGUGAAAAACAUUUCACGCCAGAAACCUGUGGUAAAUCGUUUCCACAGAAGCCGACCAAGCCGUUCAUGUGCAGAGUUUGUGGAAAGGAGUUCAACUGUCAAUCAAGCCACAUCAACCAUAUGAAGACUCACUCGGGGGAGAAGCCGCACCAGUGCGCUACCUGCGGGAAAAGUUUCAGUCGAGUUGCUGACCUGAGGCGGCACACGAGAACUCACACGGGAGAGAAACCUUACAGCUGCAUCUACUGUGGCAAGGAGUUUCCCUACCACUCAUCGCUCACCAAUCAUGUGCGAGUGCACACAGGGGAGAAACCGUACAAAUGUAUGUGGUGUGGUAAAAGGUUUUCCCUCAGCACAACUUUGAAAAUACACACUCGAGUCCACACGGGAGAAAAGCCCUAUAUGUGCAACCUGUGCGGAAGGAAUUUUGCUCACAACACAGGACUAAGGUUACACAGAAGGGUUCAUGCUGGUGAGAGCAACAUGGUCCCCUAAAACUUAUGUUCCCACACAACAAGAUUGCAUUCUCCAGCCUACUUGGUACAGAAAAUACUUUAUGGACGAAAUCCUCCAUUCUGAUGUGACAUAAUCAGAGAUAUGAUAACUAACAUGACAUAUUUUGUAUGGCAUUUGGGUUGAAGUUAGAUUGAAUAUAUAGGUUUUUGAGCACUGUUAGUAAGUAGUGGGUAGAAUCACAAAGAGCUAGACAACAAGUGAGGUGUUUCUGGUAGCAUCAGCAUCCUUAUCAAACACUAGCCUAGAGAAUUAGUUGUUUAAAAGUAAGAUGCUCAAUGUUUCCCAAUUGAUACCUGAAACAGAGCAUCCAAUCACUAAAUGAUGUAUUUCAAGCAAUAAUACUUUUUUUUAAAGAAAUGGAAUCCUGAUUUAAACCCUCGCCAGACUAAAGAGAGUAUUUAUCGCAACUUCCCUUUUUUAUAUAAGAAAUUGAUGAAUAUUAAACUUUGGCUGCACUGAGAUAACCGUGUCAUAUAACACAAAACGACCUAUAGUGUAAACGGAUAAACGAGAUUCAACUUCGUCUUAAAGCUAUACAGAAGUUAAACGUAUGGCAAAUAUUCCCCAUAUUUUUUUUAAACCUUUUUUUUAACCUUUAUCGCUGUUGAAACACUGAUGAAUGAUUAGAAGACAUCCGAGCUCCGAUCUCUGGUUUCCGUCUUCGUGCUGGUUUUGACAGACGUUAGACAACUGUUUUUGGUUUUUGUUUUAAAACCUACUGAAGUCCCUGAAUUUAAUGUGAGUAUAUAUGGCAAACUGUCGUUAUAUUCCUCCGUCAGUCUAAAAAAAAAAAAACCUACUCGGAACGUUUUGCGUUAGCCCAGAUUUAGCUCAUAUGCUAAUUAGCGCUAAUCGGGAGGGGGACGGAGGCUAGCGGUGAAGAAACCGCUACGAUUAUUGGUCAAUUUAUGAGCUGGUGUUGUAUAUUUAAAAUGAACACAUUGUCGGCUGAUUUUUUUUAUUAUUAUUAUUUAUCCUAUUCGAUAAAAUAGUGCAUCACUCGUUAAAAAAUAUUGAACAUCCGUUAUAGAUGUGUUUAGUGCGUUGUACAGUGGUCUGUCAGACUAUUGCUCUGAAUACCCCUUUAAUGAUGCCAUGGAUAUGAAUACAACUUGUUUCUAAUCAAAUGGAGUGAAAAUGCAGUUUAGUUGUGUGGAAAUGUAACUUUAGUAAGAAAAGUUAAUUGAAAUUAGGUUAUUAGGUCAUUUGCAGCAAAAUGGAUGAUAGGUUGAAGCAUGGGCAUCUCAGUAGCUAAAUUCUUAGGG
Molecule: messenger RNA, 2574 nt
Organism: Cynoglossus semilaevis (tongue sole)
Lineage: Eukaryota; Metazoa; Chordata; Actinopteri; Pleuronectiformes; Cynoglossidae
Product: zinc finger protein 664
Exons: 2
Coding region: 146-1288 (380 amino acids)
Biological process (GO): regulation of transcription by RNA polymerase II
Cellular component (GO): nucleus
Molecular function (GO): DNA-binding transcription factor activity, RNA polymerase II-specific
Source: RefSeq, a predicted model, not a curated record